UUUCCUUCAUGCUAAAUGGUCGAAUCACGAUGCCAGAAUUCAGCCUGAAGCCUGGGCGGAUCUCAAGCUAACAGCCUUGGCAAAUCUCUUCCCCAUGUUCCUUAUUAUGAUCCAGGGCCUAUGGUAAGCAUACGAGAAUUUCAAUAACAUUGGGGGAUUCGCACUUUGGAGAUGAAUUCGGUAUCCCACUUGUUCUUCACGCGUUUGGGGGUACCUGAGCGUCGUGCGAACGGAUGGCGUGGGAAAAUAUGGAGAAAGGCUCCCAGAUACCAGCGACGGCCUCACGCUGGGCAUUCAUACGGACUAAGAAGGCGAUAGCAGCAUUUACCGUAUUGGGAUGUGGUCUAAUUGCGGCGAUUGUGGUAAUUACUCUCACAGCUACGGGCAAGCUUCAUGGAAGUGGUUCCUCAAUUGAUUCUACGUCCGGCGAACAUGUGGCUAGCAUGAUAUCCUCUACGCCAACUGUUUCGGUAGCAACUGCUACACCGACAACAGGAAUUGAUGACCUUAUUUCCACAGCCUCCACAAUGCCUACGGCGGAAUCUUCAUCUACAUCAAAACCCACGUCUGUGUCCACAUCGACAUCAACAUCAACUUCGACGUCUUCGGAGUCAGCCACAGAAUCCGCCACCCCAUCCGUCGUAGCGGCCGCUUCGAAGCCGAGCGAUGUUCCACUCAGGAUUAUGGCACUCGGUGCCUCUAUCAUCAAAGGUGAAACCUCUCCCGGUUACUUGGGCUUCCGCAAGCCAAUGCGCGACGAGCUCGUCAAAACAGGGUAUACUGUCAAUAUGGUCGGGUCAGUUCGUUUGGGCGAUUUUACCGACAAUGAUGUUGAGGCGUACGGUGGCAAGAAGAUUUUAGAGAUGCACAAUUACGCCAAGAAAGCCGUGCCUAAGUACCUACCAAACGUAUUCGUUAUCAAUCUGGGGACCAACAAUCUCCUGCAGAACAAGGACGUCGAUAAAGUUGGGAAACAGAUGGAGGAUCUGAUCAACUACCUAUUGACGGCCUCGAGCAAAUCGACGGUUAUCCUUAGCACGAUGUUAACAAACAAGGUGGCCAAUAUGGAGCCAAAGGUCUUAGACAUGAAUCGGCAGUAUCGGGAUAUAAUGAAAGGUUUUGAGGCAGCUAAGAAAUCAGUUGUCUUGGCCGAGAUGCAUCCUAGUGAGGGUAUCGCUGGGGUUCCGACGGCUGAUGAGAUUGGACCUGAUGGUUCACAUCCCACGGUCAGCGGUUAUGAGAAGAUGGGCCGUAUCUUUGUUCAAGCUAUCCAGCAGGCCGAUAAGAAGGGGCUUCUCCAUAAGGCCUCCGAUAACGGCAUUCCUGCAGAUGGAGAUAAAGAAAGAAGCGGGUGAAACGGAUAUCACAGAACUGAUGAUUAUUUAACAGCAUUAAUGGGUUCGUCAACUGCGAUAGUCGUUGGUAGUUGGCUAUGCUGCCGCUGUAGUAGCGAUGUUGAAAUAUGAAUACAACUAAGUACGUAGGACUCGGUAUAAGGUGGACUCUUCUUCGCCUAAAUAUUGCUAUCACGAUAUGCAUCUUGGGUGAAGAUGACAAGGCUCCCAUAUUUAUCUGUCUAGAUACAUCGGUGUUGGAGGCAUGAUCUAGAGAAUGAAGGUGGUGUGGCCAC
This is a messenger RNA of Hypoxylon trugodes, 1630 nucleotides long. Its product is annotated as carbohydrate esterase family 3 protein. Lineage: Eukaryota; Fungi; Ascomycota; Sordariomycetes; Xylariales; Hypoxylaceae. The coding region runs from base 234 to 1355 and encodes 373 amino acids. The record is from RefSeq and is a predicted model, not a curated record. The transcript has 2 exons. Gene Ontology annotation, molecular function: phosphatidylcholine lysophospholipase A1 activity.